AUGUUUCUAAAGAGCCUUUCAGGUUCAGAACAAUAUGAAGAGAAGAGACAGGACUCAGUGACUGAGGACCUCCAGGUUGAUAGUAGUUCAUCUAAUAGUGAACUAAUAUCAGGACUAAGUUUGCCAUGUGAUGUUUCCAGUUCUCUCCUGAGCUGUUCAACCACAGAGUCUUAUACAGAACACAAGAGUAUUGAAGAGGAAUUAGAUAGUUUCUCAUCACCUGAACUGUUCAGAGGAUCAGAUUAUUUUGAUUGGGAGUAUCCCAAGAUGAAAGAACAAAAGCAAUGCAAGAACUCUACUCUUCUGGAUAACAGUAAAGCAGUAACAAUAGAGAAGGUGCCACAGUUUUCAGACUUCUCUGCAAUUCUGAACACCUCUUUAGAAAACUAUCAAAAAUGCCACAGAAAAAAAGUGAUGACAUUAGCAGACCAAUGUAUUUCUCCAAAACCAAAGUUUACUUCAAAUUCAAAAUCAGAUAAUACAGCUUGUGAGGUUUUACUUGCUGAAAAAACUUGCCCUUCAACUCCUGAAAAAUCAAAGAAGAAAAAAACAAAUUCAAGUACUCCUGAUAAGAAAAGCAGAGGCCUGUUAACAAGUACUCCAUCUUCACAGACAGCUGAUUUCAUGAUUAAUUUGUCUUCAGUACAAAAGGCACCUUUUGAAGAACUCUUUCCAAAUAUCAGUAAUUAUGUAAACUCAGAUGAAAUUGUUCCUGUGUCAAAUUCUUCAAAUGAGAUUCCUUCAGAUACAUCAGAAAUUUGUUGUAUUAUUAGGGCAUCACCAGGAACUAGACAAAUGAAAAAUAAAGGUGUUACUGUAAAUAAGAAACAUUCUCCUCCUAAAGAUAUUACUCAAGCGCACGCCCCGCCCCCUAAGCUGCCGCGUGAUGGGAUCCGCCCGCUAGCCUAUCGGAACCGGCUCCGCCCCCCGCCCCCGCCUCCCCCCCGUUCCGCGCUCCGCCACGUGAUGCGGCUUACUGCCAGCCAAUGA
Molecule: messenger RNA, 990 nt
Organism: Urocitellus parryii (Arctic ground squirrel)
Lineage: Eukaryota; Metazoa; Chordata; Mammalia; Rodentia; Sciuridae
Source: RefSeq, a predicted model, not a curated record